AUGGGUCAGGGACUAAGUUGCACAGCGAGUCAAGAGCAUGGUUUCUUCACAGCUGUGCAGUUUGGUGACUUUGAUACUGUAAAUGCUAUGCUUGAGAGAGACCCAUCUCUUCUUCAUCAAACUGCAUAUGAUCGCCAGUAUCCGCUUCAUAUUGCUGCUGCCAAUGGCCAGAUCGAGAUUCUAUCAAUGCUUUUGGAGCGAUCCGUGGAUCCUGAUAUGGUGAAUCGUCACAAGCAGACUCCUCUUAUGUUGGCUGCAAUGCAUGGCAAAAUCUCAUGUUUGAAGAAGCUCAUCGAAGCUGGAGCAAAUAUUUUGAAGUUUGAUUCACUUAAUGGAAGAACUUGCUUGCACUAUGCUGCUUAUUAUGGCCAUUCUGAUUGCCUUCAAGCUAUUCUUUCUGCUGCUCAAUGCAGCCCUGUUGCCUUUUCUUGGGGAUAUGCACGUUUUGUCAAUAUCAGAGAUGGUAGAGGAGCAACACCAUUGCAUUUAGCCGCCCGUCAAAGACGGCCUGGAUGUGUACAUAUCUUGUUAGACAAUGGUGCUCUUGUUUGUGCUUCAACAGGCGGAUAUGGCACUCCUCUUCAUUUGGCAGCCAGAGGGGGAUCUCUUGAUUGUAUCCGUGAAUUGCUGGCGUGGGGUGCAGAUCGUCUUCAAAGAGAUGCAUCUGGGAGAAUACCCUAUGUCGUUGCUUUGAAGCACAAAAAUGGAACAUGUGCAGCCCUUCUUAAUCCUUCGUCAGCAGAGCCUCUUGUCUGGCCAUCACCUUUGAAGUUCAUCAGUGAGCUGAAUCAAGAGGCAAAAGCUCUGCUAGAGCAUGCCUUGAUGGAGGCCAACAAAGAGAGGGAAAAGAACAUCUUGAAGGGAACUGCGUACUCACUUCCAUCUCCAUCACAUUCUGAUGAUGGAACAGAUGAUAGCACAUCUGAGGGAAGUGACACAGAGUUGUGCUGCAUAUGCUUUGAGCAGGUUUGUACAAUUGAAGUCCAAGACUGUGGCCAUCAGAUGUGUGCACAAUGCACACUAGCCCUCUGCUGCCAUAACAAACCCAACCCUACAACCGCAUGCCUUACCCCUCCAGUUUGCCCAUUCUGUCGAAGCACCAUUGGCCGCCUAGUGGUUGCUAAAAUCAAGAAUUGCAAUGAUGCUGAUCAGGACAUUGGGGACAUUGGUGGUUCUCCAAAGCUGAGAAAGUCUAGGAGGUCACGGAACUUCAGCGAGGGAAGCAGCAGCUUCAAGGGUAUAUCAGCAACAUUUGGAAAAAUGGGUGGCCGCGGCUCAGGAAGGAUAGCUGCGGAAAAUGACUGGAUGGAUAAGCCUUGA
Dovyalis caffra is the source of this 1320-nucleotide messenger RNA. The record is from the annotation of a GenBank genome assembly. Lineage: Eukaryota; Viridiplantae; Streptophyta; Magnoliopsida; Malpighiales; Salicaceae.